Messenger RNA from Nycticebus coucang (slow loris), 1407 nucleotides. Its product is annotated as skin secretory protein xP2-like. NCBI's taxonomy places the organism in Eukaryota, Metazoa, Chordata, Mammalia, Primates, Lorisidae. The coding region runs from base 1 to 615 and encodes 204 amino acids. The transcript is spliced from 2 exons. The record is from RefSeq and is a predicted model, not a curated record.
AUGUGGGGGGAGGAGGAGGGGGCGGCGGGGGCGGGAGGGGGAAGGGGACGGCGGGAGCUGCUCUCCGCUCGGCGGUCGCCGCGCCCGCAGUCUGGAGGCGCACCGGAGCGGCCGGGGCGCCCCCCGCGGGAGUCCGCAGCUAGCCGGGGCGCGCAUCCAGCCGUGGCGCCUGGAGCCGGGCACGCUGCGCCCGGGGGCUCCGCAGACCCCGCGCCGCCGCCGCUUCAGAUGUUGUGCGGCGCGGGCUGGCCGGCGGGGCGGCCGGGGCCGGGCCCGCCUCCCCAGCGCCCGCCCGGCUUCUCCCCCUGGCGGUGGGAGCCUCGGCGGCCGCCGGCGACUCCAGGCGCACCGGAGCCCGAGCCGAGCCGAGCCCGAGCCGCUGUCGCUGCCGCUGCCGCUGCCGCAGCCGCCGCCGCCGCCGCGCGCUGCUCCCGGGGCUCCCUCCCAGAGCGCCGGCCCGGGUGUGGGGGGCGGCGGGCCGGAGGGGCGAGGGUGGGCGAGGGGCGCGCACUGGAGUUGGCGCUGAAGACCGAACUCUCGGAUGCGAGGCCCCCCAUCCAGGAGCCCUGCACCCCAACUGAGGAACGCGCGGAAGGAGGAGGGGACCUCUCUUGAAGACCCUCACGCGGUGACCCAGCCCAGUUGUUUCAGUAUUUAUCCUCGUGUCAGCAGCUGCCAUUGGGAAUGAGACUCCUAAGCUGAGGUCCAAUUUCUCCAAAAAGCUGGGGGUAUGAGGAUUUCGAGGACGGGGACGUGGGCGAGAAAGGGCCAUAGAACCUUCCCCAAUGGAGACUGAAACUCCAAAAAUCUCUACAAGAGCAGAGUGACUGGAGGCUCAGGACCCCGGGCUAAGGAGAAACUGGAACUUGAUCAACUUUAUUCCUCUCCUCCCACCACCCUGCCCCCAGCUCCGGGGAGUCUAACAGGUCUUUUGUUUUGUGGCCUGUCACCUUUGGGAAAUUUGCAUUGAGGAUGACAACAGAAAAUCACUACUGUUUACUCAAAGAUAAGGAGAUGCAGAAAGAGAAAACGGUUUUUACUUUGUGUGUGUGUGUGUGUGUGUGUGCUUGGCAAGAGUGUAGUUAGGUUAUGGCAAGAACUGCAGAACGUCAGUAGUAACAGUAAGGACUGUAGAGCUGCCUAGGUGUAUUUUUAGAAGCCGCACUUUUUUGAGUUCCUUUCACACCAGGCUCGCUCUCUCAUUAAGUCCCCAUAAAUAAUUGUAUUUAGAGAGGAGGAAACUAUGGAAGCAGGAGGGAGAUUGCUAAGAUUUUCAUCCCGCCAGCGCAGAGCACUGUUUACAGGGAAGUUCCUGGAAAGUAACUGUGGGCUGAGAAUUCAGUUUUUCCUAAAAGCUCUGUUAGGUCCUCUUGUGUCAGAUGGCUAUGAAUAAAGCAUGCUGGGAAA